Hyaloscypha bicolor E is the source of this 3693-nucleotide messenger RNA. RefSeq lists its product as uncharacterized. NCBI's taxonomy places the organism in Eukaryota, Fungi, Ascomycota, Leotiomycetes, Helotiales, Hyaloscyphaceae. The coding region runs from base 252 to 3464 and encodes 1070 amino acids. The transcript has a single exon. Gene Ontology annotation, biological process: negative regulation of transcription by RNA polymerase II. Gene Ontology annotation, molecular function: zinc ion binding; RNA polymerase II transcription regulatory region sequence-specific DNA binding; DNA-binding transcription factor activity, RNA polymerase II-specific. Gene Ontology annotation, cellular component: nucleus. The record is from RefSeq and is a predicted model, not a curated record.
CAACAACUUCACCCUUCACCCUUACAAAUACGAUUUAUUUUCUGUACGAAGACGCCGUAUUUUGAAGGCGCAGUUAACCACAUCAGCGAAUCUAUCCAGAGCUACAUUAGCAGCUGUAGAACCACGCAUCCCAAUUCUAAUCCCGACUAAUUCAGCAAAGCAAACUGCUCGCCACUUUUCAACAGUCGAACCCACGAAAAAUAAACACGGCUUCUACGACAGCGAUUGAUUCUGACCAAAUCAACGUCACCAUGGCGAGCGUUGAGCCCCCGCCUGCAACAGGCUCCAGUCAACCUCCACGCCACCGUCGAGGACCAAGAAGAGGACGGGGUGGAGGAGAAGCAGGAUCAAGAGCUCCAAACCAAGAGCCUGCGAACGCUUCAUUAGCAAUGCGUCCCGCCUCAGUAACACCAGAAUCGAAUCCCGCCCCUGCACAACCUUCGAAUCGAGGGAAUCAUGGCCGACGAGGAGGAUUCGGUCGAGGUGGCAGAAGAGGAGGCGCACAACCCAUGGUCAAUGGCCAAAGAAUAUUCGGUGGUCAACUCACCUCUCCUGCUCCACCCAGCGAGGGAUCUCUGGCAGGCGAUGCUCCUGAGUUCGUCCCUGGCCAACUCGUCGUCUCUCGAGCCCGACCCCACCAACCUCGAAAUCAACCCCGCCCCCGCCGAAUGUCGAAAUCACAAGCCCCAGACAUAGCCACGAGAACACACGAAGAUAUCACAAACGGACAAUACGAGUGCCCCAUCUGCACAAACGAAGUCCUGCCCAAUUCGCGAGUCUGGAGCUGCAAAACCUGUUGGGCAGUUCUCCAUCUCUCCUGCGUGAAGCGCUGGUCUAAGAACGAGGUCUCAACGCAUCAGCAACGAGCCAAUGAGAAUGGCGAGCUGCCACCUCCUAGACAAUGGCGAUGUCCCGGCUGCAAUUUACCUAAGGACGAACUACCGAAUAACUAUACCUGUUGGUGCCAGAAGGAAAUUGAUCCCCACUCCGUCGCUGGCUUGCCACCACAUUCUUGUGGACAGACAUGCUCGAAGCCAAGAGCAGGCCAUUGCCCGCAUCCUUGCGAGUUGAUUUGCCAUGCUGGCCCUUGUCUACCUUGUGGACAUGUGGGCCCUUCUAUGUCUUGCUUUUGUGGUAAAGAGGUGACCGCCAGACGAUGUCUGGAUACAAAUUAUGAGAGUGGCUGGAGCUGUGGGCAGGUCUGUGGGGAUCUGCUUCCGUGUGGAGAGCAUGAGUGUCAACGUAGUUGUCACGAGGGUCUUUGUGGCAGUUGUGAGGUUUUGAUUGAGUCCAAAUGUUACUGUGGAAGAGUUGAGAAGUCUUUACCUUGCUCUGUGAGGGAAGAUGAGAAGGAGAGUGGGGCUGAUGGAAACCCUUGGAUGGGAUCGUUUGAUUGUGGCGCUGAGUGUCGACGACCUUUUGAUUGUGGAAAUCCGAAUCAUUUUUGCAAGAAGGAAUGCCAUCCUCAAGAGGUUCAACCAGCUCAUUGCCCGUUCUCGCCAGACGUGGUCACUCACUGUCCUUGCGGGAAGACUCCUCUUGAAGUCCUGCUCUCGGAACCUCGACUUGAUUGCUCAGCACCGAUACCUCACUGUCAGGAGAAGUGCCAGAAGCUCCUUCAGUGUGGACAUCUCUGUCAACAGGUAUGCCACGCUGGAGAUUGCAGACCCUGUCUGGAAAUGACGCAAAUCUCAUGUCGUUGUGGUCGAACUACAUCUAACAGUGUCUGCCAUCAAGGCACGGAGAAACCGCCAUCUUGUACUCGAGUCUGCCGCGCGACUCUCAACUGUGGUAGACACGAAUGCGGAGAGCGCUGCUGCGCGGGUGAGAAGAAAGCCAGUGAACGCCAAGCCGCCAAACGGAAAAAUCGCAUGGCAGGAGAAGAGAACGUCGAGCCUGAGCACAUCUGCCUCCGAGUUUGUGGCCGGGCAUUGAAAUGCGGGAAUCACACUUGUCAAUCCCUCUGCCACAAAGGGCCUUGUGGCAGCUGUCUCGAAGCGGUGUUUGAAGAAAUCGCUUGCAAUUGCGGAAGAACAGUCCUGCAUCCUCCUCAGCCAUGCGGCACUCGCCCUCCUCCUUGCAACUACGAAUGCACUCGUCGACCAACCUGCGGCCACCAAAAGAUCAAACAUCAAUGCCAUGACGACACCGAGUCCUGCCCUUCUUGUCCUUUCCUCGUCGAGAAACCCUGUGCAUGCGGGAAGAAAACGCUCAAGAACCAACCCUGCUGGCGGAACGAAGUUUCUUGUGGCUUACCUUGUGGCAGGAAACUGAAAUGUGGGAUUCAUUUCUGCCAGAAAUCUUGCCAUCGACCAGGACAUUGCGAGGACGUCUCCACGCCAUGUACCCAACCUUGUGGAAGGAAGAAAACAGUCUGCGAACACAGCUGCUCUGAUCCUUGCCAUGCCCCUUACCCGUGCAAGGAGGCGAAUCCAUGCCAAGCAAAAACAUUCAUAACUUGCGCUUGCCAAAACCAAAAACAAGCCGUCAAAUGCCUAGCUUCCAAGACCUCACCAGGAAACGCCUCUAAAGCCCUCGACUGCAACGACGAAUGCCUCAAGCUUCAACGAAACGCCAAACUUGCAGCAGCCCUAAACAUCGACCCAGCAACCCACCUCAACGACCAUAUCCCCUACUCGACCGCAACCCUCGCCUUCUUCGCCCAGAGCCAAAAGUUCGCCCAGAUUUACGAAAGAGAAUUUCGCGUCUUCGCAGCAGACGCGAACGACAAGCGGCUGCGCUUUAAACCUAUGCCAGCCCCUCAACGUGCCUUCUUGCACGCCCUAGCAGAGGAUUUCGGACUCGACAGUGAGAGUCAAGACCCAGAGCCCCAUCGCCACGUCGUUGUCUUCAAGACUCCUCGUUUUGUCUCCGCUCCAAUGAAAACUCUUGCUCAGUGCGCUAAGAUCCGUCCACAAACCACUACUAUGGUAGAGCCCGCGCCAGCGAAGGUGACAGGGAGUAAGGAGCCGUGGAAUGCCUUCUUACUCAGUAACCCGAAGUUCGGACUUACGAUCGAGGAGUUGCACGCCGAUCUGAAAGCCGAAUUUCAAGCUGCGGAGCUGGAGUUUGCGAUUGAGUUUUUACCGUCUGGCGAUGUGGUGCUUCAUGCCUCAAAUACAGGAUCCUGGAUUCAAAAACUCGAUCAAGCGCUCAUUACGCUCAAACCUGCUGUUUCAAAGAAGGUAUUGGGAUUGAAACUAGCGACGGGAGUUGGUCUUUGUGCGGUUGAUGGGAGCAGCAAUGUUUUGAGGAGGGAAGAUGAGGGGAAGGCAGGGGAAGGGGGAUGGAGCCAUGUUGCGAAGGGGACGGCGAGGAAGGUUGUGCUUGAGGAGAAGGGGGUUGGUGGCAAGAGUAGCUUCACGGUCUUGGGGACGAAGAAAGAAACCAAAAAGGAGAAGAAGGUAGCGGAUGAAGCGGUCGAGGACUGGGAGAAGGAGGUUGAGGGGUGGGGCGAUGUUUGAGUAGAAGGCAGCUAGAGGUAUUAUGAAAUUGGGGAAGUAAUGACGGGAGAAAAUAUUGCAAUGAUUGUGCCGAAUAGCCAUUGGCGGAUGAGGCUGCAAUGCGGCUCUGCACUGCAAUUUUAGCGUCAACGAGAGAGUUGAGGGCCAUUUCUCAUCUCCGCCACUCAACUCGUACUGUACAGAUCACAUCUCGACAUGCCAUAAUCGAAUGCAGCAUUCAAGCCAUUCA